AACAAUUGUUAAAACUGUAGUGUGAAAGGUGUGGGAACCCAGUAUCCAGAAGUCAGGAAAUGGUAGACUAAAGAUGAGAGUUCGCUGCAGACUCUUUGGCACAAACUGGCUAAGUCAAAUUUUAACUGACCUGGUAACCGUAUCUCAAAAGAAAACACAGGAUAGAGAAAGCAGUGUGAAUGAUGAAGAACUAGAGGAAUUCCCCUACCUUGAAUUUGGAGAUGCCGAGAAAUAUGAGAGAAUGACCAAAUUACCUUCUCCAAGAUUUAUAGCUUCUCACCUCCAUCCUGAAAACCUUCCCAAGUCUAUCUUCAAAAAUAAAGUCAAGAUAUUGUUAUUGAUUCGUAACCCAAAGGAUGUAGCAACAUCUUUUUACCAUUUUUCAAAUGGCCUGGCUACUCUUCCUUCCUAUGAGACCUGGGAUGAUUUCUUCACAGAUUUCAUGUCAAAGAGAAGUACAGUAUAUUAUUCUGUGUGUCUAUUAUUCAAUGUUUUUGACUGGAAGAAUCUUUUCAGUGAAGAUCAGAAUGAGAAAAUGGACAAAGCAUUUGAAGAAUAUGUAGGAGGAACUAAACUGGGAAAAAAGUUAAAGUAUGAAGUGUACUGUAAAGCCUGAAAAGU
Molecule: messenger RNA, 621 nt
Organism: Empidonax traillii (willow flycatcher)
Lineage: Eukaryota; Metazoa; Chordata; Aves; Passeriformes; Tyrannidae
Product: sulfotransferase 6B1-like
Exons: 5
Coding region: 74-616 (180 amino acids)
Biological process (GO): sulfation
Cellular component (GO): cytoplasm
Molecular function (GO): sulfotransferase activity
Source: RefSeq, a predicted model, not a curated record